ACUUAACCCAGGCUUGUUCUCAUACCCUCUCCAAGUCAUACCUCGUGUUCCAAGGAUGACGAUUCAGUUUGUGACCUUUGGGAUGUUUAUCAUCGAUGAAUUCUCCUUUGCAGACGAACAAGGAAAGCCUACUGGAGAGACGGUGCCACCUCAGAUCGGGGGUGGAGGGACAUAUGCUACUAUCGGCGCGCGCAUCUGGUUGCCUUCUGAUACCCUUGGGAUGAUUGUUGAUCGAGGAAACGACUUUCCUCAGGAGAUCCAAGAUCGAUUGCUAACAUACGGGUCUGACACAUGGCACUUCCGUGACGACUUGGAUCGCGUUACGACUCGCUCAAGGAAUUUCUACAGAGGGGAAUAUCGAGGUUUUGAAUACAUUACUCCGCGGAUCAGACUAACCCCUCGCGACUUGGACGGCACACGACUGAUGCGUCCUGCUUCCGUUCAUUUCAUUUGUUCACCCACGCGUGCGCUUCAAAUUAUAUCAGAAAUCCAAGAGAGUAGAGGAUGGAACCCAACCGCAAUCUUUGAACCAAUACCUGACAGAUGUGUUCCCGAGGAGUUACCUUCGCUGAAAGCAGUCCUGCCGCACAUCGCAAUCCUCAGUCCAAAUGCCGAGGAGGCCUUAAGCCUGCUUUCUCUUCCGACGAUUGUUACGAAAAUUGCCGUGGAAAAUGCUGCAUCGGAGUUUUUGAAGAUGGGGGUGGGUAAAGAAAAUAGUGGAAGUAUUAUAAUACGCAGUGGCACCCUCGGUGCAUACGUCAUGACUGCCGACAGUAACGGGCGAUGGAUCGACGCAUUCUGGAGUUCUGGUGAGAAUAUCGACAAGGUGGUCGAUGUCACAGGUGCUGGCAACUCUUUUCUUGGUGGGCUCGCUGCGGGAUUGUCCAUCACAAACGGAAAUGUCUAUGAAGCAUCACUAUAUGCUUCGGUGUCAGCCUCUUUCACGAUUGAACAGCUUGGUCUUCCACACCUUACGCUGGGUUCCGACGGGGUGGAAGAAUGGAACCAAGACUCCCCACACAGACGCCUCGAAAUUCUGCGGCAACGAAUGACAGAAAAAUAGAAAAUAAAAAU
Molecule: messenger RNA, 1074 nt
Organism: Suillus paluster
Lineage: Eukaryota; Fungi; Basidiomycota; Agaricomycetes; Boletales; Suillaceae
Product: Ribokinase-like protein
Exons: 8
Coding region: 56-1063 (335 amino acids)
Source: RefSeq, a predicted model, not a curated record